This is a messenger RNA of Lepus europaeus (European hare), 1064 nucleotides long. It is a transcript of the gene MRPL2, whose product is annotated as mitochondrial ribosomal protein L2. Gene Ontology annotation, cellular component: ribosome. The record is from RefSeq and is a predicted model, not a curated record. NCBI's taxonomy places the organism in Eukaryota, Metazoa, Chordata, Mammalia, Lagomorpha, Leporidae. Gene Ontology annotation, molecular function: RNA binding; structural constituent of ribosome. Gene Ontology annotation, biological process: cytoplasmic translation. Bases 103 to 1023 code for a protein of 306 amino acids. The transcript has 7 exons.
AGAGCGACGGUGCAAGGAGCAGCCAACGUGAUCCGUGAUCGCCAGGCAGCCUGGCUAAAGGCGUAGGUGGCGUGCGGAGCCCAGCAGACUUUAGCCACCUCCAUGGCCGUGUGUGCCCUGACCCGCACUCUGGGCUCCCUGAGACUGGGGUCCCCAGCCGUCGUCAGCCCCGUCCCGAAUCUGUUCCCCGCCUCCCAGGUGAUAAGCAAUGCCCUCCUCCAACUGCCCUCUGCCUUGACAUUGCUCCCCUGUCGCCCGGUCGUUACCUCUAUGACCCUUAAUGCCAAGUUUGUUUCCUGGAAGAAUGUUACCAAGUACACCGUUAAACCAGUGAAGAUGCGGAAGACUGGGGGCCGGGACCAUACAGGCCGCAUCCGCGUGCACGGUAUAGGCGGGGGCCACAAACAGUGCUAUCGCAUGAUCGACUUCCUGCGUUUCCGGCCUGAGAGGGAGACCGAGCCAGGACCCUUUAAGGAGAAGGUUGUCACAGUCCGCUAUGAUCCCUGUAGGUCAGCAGACAUAGCUCUGGUUGCUGGGGGCAGUCGGAAACGCUGGAUCAUUGCCACAGAAAACAUGCAGCCUGGAGAUACAAUCCUGAACUCGGACCAUAUAGGUCGAAUGGCAGUUGCUGCCCAGGAAGGGGAUGCACAUCCUCUUGGGGCCCUGCCUGUGGGGACCCUCAUCAACAACGUGGAAAGUGAGCCAGGCCGGGGAGCCCAGUAUAUCCGAGCUGCAGGAACGUGCGGCGUGCUGUUGCGGAAGGUGAAUGGGACAGCCAUCAUCCAGCUGCCCUCCAAGCGGCAGAUGCAGGUGCUGGAAACGUGCAUAGCAACGGUAGGCCGAGUGUCCAAUGUUGAUCACAACAAACGGGUCAUCGGCAAGGCCGGGCGCAACCGCUGGCUGGGCAGGAGGCCUAACAGCGGGCUGUGGCAGCGCAAGGGGGGCUGGGCUGGCCGGAAGAUUCGCCCGCUGCCGCCCAUGAAGAGUUACGUGAAGCUGCCCUCCGCGGCUGCCCGAAGCUGACAUCCCUGACUAAUAAAACGCCUCCCCAUUUUUAUCCUUUA